AUUAAGACGUCAAAUGUGGGAUACUUUUCAAGAGAAGACUCCAAUUGACGAAACUCUCAUCAAACUACAACUUCUUCAACUUUUUUUAACCGCUGCAUAAGUAACACCAUCAUCAAAAAACCAACUAACCCCCGCAAAAACCCAUCUACCCAUCUCUUUCUUCUUCAAUUAAUCACUCAAAUACUGCUACUUACUCUGCUUCUUCUCGUUGAAAAUGCCUGAAAACAUUACAUCUGAGAAUCUUCUCAACAAUAUAAUGGAAACAUUAGCUGAAGGUGUUCAUAAACAGAAGUCUGGUUCCUUCUUCGAGGAGGAAAUAUCCAAUCCUGUUGUUUGUAAGCUGAAUCGUCUUUUUGGACGUCAGGAACCUGUGCAUAAAGUUUUGGGAGGUGGAAAAUCUGCUGAUGUCUUGCUAUGGAGAAACAAGAAAAUCUCUGCUGGUGUUAUAGGUGGUGCUACUGCUCUCUGGUUUAUCUUUGAAUGGCUGAAUUACAAUUUUCUUCCCCUUGUCUGUUUUGGUAUGGCUCUGGGAAUGCUUGGUCAGUUUCUUUGGUCAAAGGCCUCUGGUUUCACGAACAGGUCAUCAUCAGAAAUCCCAAAGAUUCAAGUGCCGGAGGAGUGGUUUGUUAAUAUCGCAGUGACAGUUGGUAGAGAAGUCAACCGGACAUUAAGAUUUCUGCAAAAAAUUGCUUGUGGGGGAAACUUAAAGGAAUUUGUUCUGGUUGUAUCAGGCUUGGUGGUGUCUGCUAUGAUAGGGACUUGGUGCAAUUUCCUAACAGUUAUCUACAUUGGUUUUGUUGCUGCACACACACUACCAGUUCUGUAUGAAAAAUACGAAGAUGAAGUUGAUGGCUUUGUAGAGAAUCUCCUCGGCAGCAUGACACACCAUUAUAAGAAGAUUGAUGCUCGUGUUCUCAGUAAGAUGCCUACCAGAAAAUACUGGGGAAAGAAACAUGAGUAAAAGAGAGCUAUAGAGAGUAUCAAUUUCAAGGCCUGCAUCGAAUUUUAGUAAUUGGCUGUUGGCCGGACUUCUGCUGUCAUUUACUUCUGUACAUGGAAAUUCAUGCUAGAUAAACAUUAGUCUUUACCUGGAACUCAAGGGUUUGGCUUAUAUUUUAUGUGUAAAAAGAUAUCUUUUAGGUGUUUACAUUAUAUGGUAUUCAAAUCUUUAAUGUUGUCACUUAUAAAAGUCAAUUCAGAAGCAUAUAUAUUCCUAAUUCCGACCA
This is a messenger RNA of Beta vulgaris subsp. vulgaris (sugar beet), 1226 nucleotides long. RefSeq names its product reticulon-like protein B8. The record is from RefSeq and is a predicted model, not a curated record. The transcript is spliced from 6 exons. The coding region runs from base 215 to 961 and encodes 248 amino acids. Lineage: Eukaryota; Viridiplantae; Streptophyta; Magnoliopsida; Caryophyllales; Amaranthaceae.